This is a messenger RNA of Triticum aestivum (bread wheat), 2469 nucleotides long. RefSeq names its product F-box/FBD/LRR-repeat protein At1g13570. Gene Ontology annotation, molecular function: protein binding. The record is from RefSeq and is a predicted model, not a curated record. The transcript is spliced from 3 exons. Bases 75 to 1685 code for a protein of 536 amino acids. NCBI's taxonomy places the organism in Eukaryota, Viridiplantae, Streptophyta, Magnoliopsida, Poales, Poaceae.
CACACACUCACUCCGCCACCAUUCCUCGUUUCUUCCCAAACCGAAACCCUCGCCGCCACCCUCCACCGGCGGCCAUGGGCGAACCGCAGUUUAUCAUCGGCACUCCCAUGAGCGAUAUGCUUGCCAGCAUGGAGCGCGACGGCCGGGACCCUGCGACGCUCAGCCUUGGCUCAAACUAUCUGCUCUACUUCCUGUACGACUACCUCCCGCACCCGCCGGUCUCCCCCACCGCUGCCCACUCGCUCUCCGGCUUGCCGUUGGUCCCCGACGGCGUCGACCGCAUCAGCCGCCUCCCCCAUAUGAUCCUCCGCGACAUCAUCUCCCGCCUCCCCGCCAAGGACGCCGCGCGCACCGCCGCCCUCUCCUCGCGCUGGCGCCCACUCUGGCGCGCGGCGCCCCUCUCUCUUGUCGACAGCCACCUGCUUCAAGACGGCGGCGCGGCCGGGCAGUUCCCCAUCGGCGUUCCCUCUCCCCGUGCCGUCACCGCCGCGGUUUCCCACAUCCUCGCGGCGCAUCCGGGCCCCUUCCGCUGCGUCCACCUCACCCGCAGCACCAUGGAGGAGCACCGGGGCGAGAUGUCGCGCUGGCUCGACAUCCUCGUCGCCAAGGGGGUCCAAGAACUCGUCUUUGUCAACCGCCCUUGGCCGAUUGACCUGCGCCUCCCCGCCACGCUCUUCGGCUGCGCCUCCCUCACCCGCCUCUAUCUUGGCCUCUGGAGGCUCCCGGACACCGCCGCCGUGCCGCGCGGCGCCAGAUUCCCCAACCUCCGGGAGCUCGGCCUCUGCAUGACUGUCAUGGAGGACCGUGAUCUGGCCUUCAUGCUUGAAAGAAGCCCCGUCCUGGAGUUCCUCGUCCUCAUGGGAAGCCAGACCGGAGUGCGCCUCCGCCUCGUCAGCCAGAGACUGCGCUGCGUUCAGCUUGGCCAUGCCUUAUUGGAGUACAUCGACGUGGUGGAUGCCCCUAGCCUGGAGAGGCUCUUCUUUUGGGAAAUUGCCCCCCCUGGCAAGCUCAAGUCCUUCAGGAAGAGGAACGACGACAACCACUCCACCAUGAACGGCUCUUCCAGGAUCAAGAUUGGGCGUGCACCUAACCUGCGUGUGCUGGGAUUCCUUCAGCCAGGAGAGCAAGAGUUGGGGAUUAGCAACACCAUCGUCGUGGCUGGUAGCAAGGAGAACAUUCUCCCUAGUGUCCAGAUUUUGUCCAUGGAGGUGCAGUUCGGUGUCCGCAAUGCUGUCAAGAAAGUGCCCAGCUUUCUCCGCUGUUUCCCCAACCUGGAGACGCUCCAUGUUUAUUCCACUCCCAUAUCUGAAGAGUCCACUGGCAAGGUCAAUCUCAAGUUCUGGCAGGAGGGCGGUCCCAUCAAUUGUGUGGUGCAGAGCAUGAAGAAGGUGUUCUUCUACGAGUUCCAUGGGUUGAGAAGCGAGCUUGCUUUCCUCAAGUUCAUCGCAGAGACAGGUCGGGUGCUGGAGCAGAUGGUGGUUCUGGUGGCCAAGGAAUGUUUCUCCUCUGGAGAUGAUAAUGUGAGGGCCAAGCUGAAGCCUCUAGCAAGCGUGAAAUGGAACAACAAGGCUUGCCAAGUACAGCUCUUCAAGAGCGGGCGCACUAACCCGGGAGGUCCUGUUUACAGCAACAAGAUAGCUUCUGACUUUGGGUUUGCUGACCCUUUUGACCUCCUCGGGCACUAGUAGAAAGCAGAAAGGAUCUCUGUAAGUUAGUUAACAUCACCUUGCUUACAGCCUAGUUGUUACCUAGCUAGACUUGGUGUUGUUGGACCUGGCACCAACUAAAAAACCUGCAUUUCUCUUGGCAAGCUGUGGUCUGCUUUCUGGAUGUGGUAUUGGCAUGAUGAGUUUAUUUGUGCCAAGUCAAGUCUUAUGUGGCUUCAUUGCUGGUGGGAGUAACCAAUCGAUUUGGACAAAAUGUUACUACCAAUAAUUUUUCGUUUUACCUUGUAGUCAAUUGUGCGCAGGGCUAUCUAGUACUCUAGUAAUAUAUAUGGUCUUUCUGGUUUGUCCAACUGCAAUUUUCACUUAUGCUGUCAAGUUGUUGCAGUUAGCAUGAAUUACCUUGCUAUGCAUAUUAACCGUUGGGGGCAUGCAUCGUUGCACAGGCUCUCCACGCUGCGGUGAGUUACGAGUGCCUUGGAGGACGUUAUCGCGCACCAUUUGUUUGUUAGACUGUUAGCUAUGCAUAGUCGAUUGUGCUGGCAGAGAGGAGGCAGGAGGUGCUGCUUGCAAAAAACAAAACAAAAAAUCCGGGUUAAAGUAUUAUUGCAAAUAGUUUGCUGUAAUUGCUUCAUGGAAGAAUCUAAAUGAUUUAGAUACCAGAGCACAAUACAACUCUUUGAUGUGAAUGUACUUGAAACUAAAUUGAGGCUUCAUUCCGCGUUUGUGAUUUGAUCUGAAAUGCUUCAGCGUGAUCCCCCUUCGUGCUUUCCUAAAGACGAUCCUCAGGCUGUCGAUCUGUUCA